CUGGACACUUCCACUCAAUCACAGCAAUGGAGGAUUAUCAUGAUAUUUUGAGAAGUCGGAUGAGAGUGAUUUCUCUUGUCUUCUUCUACCUGACGUUGAUCCUCGGUGUUCCUGGAAAUGCAUUUGUCGUGUAUGUUGCUGGAUUGAAGAUGAAGAGGACUGUUAAAACAGUAGGGUUUCUCAAUCUAGCGAUUGCUGACCUCUUGUGCUGCCUUUCCACUAUUUACUACAUCACCAAGAGCGCAUUUGAUCACUGGCCGUACGGAUCCAUACUGUGCAAGAUUCUCCCCUUCAUUAAGCACAUCUCCAUGUUUUCCAGCGUUUUCACACUGAGCUUGAUUAGUCUGGAUCGGUUUACUCGGGUGAUCACACCGGUUUGGGCUCAGAAUCAUCGCAGUUUGUUCAUCGCACGACUGUCCUGUGUAUCGGUUUGGAUUCUGGCUUCACUUCUUAGUCUGCCUUUUAUGAUGUUAAGAGAACCUACCACUAAAAAUAAUAAAACACAGUGCCGGCUUUUUCAUCCUAAUAAAGACAAUUAUGAAUUGUAUGGAAGGUUGAGCAUCAUCAGAUUUGUGUUUGGCUUUUUGGUUCCUCUCAUAUGCAUCACAACAUGUUACGGAUUCAUUGCACACAAGUUAGGCAGGAGUCAUUUUCACUCUGGACGAGCGUUUCGUAUCAUGUUGGCUGUAAUCGUGGCCUUUUUUCUUUGCUGGCUGCCAUUUCACAUAUUGCGUUUGAUAAUCAUGUACGGAAAGAAACCAAGUCGCUCUGUGGCUUCAGCAGUGUAUCGGUUGUCCGUCUCUUUGGCGUAUUUCAACAGCUGUCUGAACCCCAUUCUGUAUGUUUUCAUUGGGCAGGAUUUUAAGAGCAAUGUUAAACUUUCUCUAAGACGUGUUUUUGAAAGAGUUUUCUCUGAGGAGGAAACACAAGCAACACAAGCAUCACAAUCCACACAGCCACAACACACACACUCAGUGUAGUAAAGAUAUCAGCUCAUUUAUACUAUA
This is a messenger RNA of Carassius gibelio (silver crucian carp), 1007 nucleotides long. RefSeq names its product C3a anaphylatoxin chemotactic receptor-like. The record is from RefSeq and is a predicted model, not a curated record. Gene Ontology annotation, biological process: inflammatory response; complement receptor mediated signaling pathway; phospholipase C-activating G protein-coupled receptor signaling pathway. Bases 27 to 980 code for a protein of 317 amino acids. The transcript has a single exon. Gene Ontology annotation, molecular function: complement component C5a receptor activity; G protein-coupled receptor activity. Gene Ontology annotation, cellular component: plasma membrane. Lineage: Eukaryota; Metazoa; Chordata; Actinopteri; Cypriniformes; Cyprinidae.